This is a messenger RNA of Talaromyces rugulosus, 3408 nucleotides long. RefSeq lists its product as uncharacterized. Bases 1 to 3408 code for a protein of 1135 amino acids. Gene Ontology annotation, biological process: intracellular transport. The record is from RefSeq and is a predicted model, not a curated record. Lineage: Eukaryota; Fungi; Ascomycota; Eurotiomycetes; Eurotiales; Trichocomaceae. The transcript has 2 exons.
AUGCGUCGAGGACCACGCUUACCCGGCUGUCGCAGGAUCAAAGAGCUGAACCGACGGCGUCCCAAGCCAGCAGGCGGCCAGUCUCAACCUCAGGUAGCCUUCUCUUUUGGCGACGGCACCGCAGACACCGGUAUUUCAGCGAAUCCCCCAGCUGCCAACGGCUUCAGCUUUGGCCAGUCUCAGAGUUUCCCUGGAGCAGCACCCAACGCCACCCAGAACGGAUCCCAGCCUGUCGCUUUCGGUGGCGGUGGUUCUUCAAGCUUUAACUUUGGCUUUGGCACUAGUUCUGCUCCUAGUGCCGGUCCUGGUCCUGGGCCUGCCGUGAACAAUCCGUUUUCCAACCUCAACGGCGGUGGCACGCAGUCUCAGAAUCAAACGCAGACCGGUGGCCUCUUCAACUUCUCCGGUGCGUCCACGCCAGCGAGCCAGCCACAAGGAGUGUUCGGUACUGCCCCCCAAACUGCACCUACCCAGCCUUUUGGUCAACUUACAAACUCAUCUGCCCCCGCCACUGCGUUUCAACCUCAACCAGCGACAACUGGAACCUCCAAUCUGUUCGGACAGUCUUCUACUGCCCCUACCUCUAGUUCAUCUUCUGUCUUCCAAUCUAAGCCAGCGACAACUGCACCAUCACUAUUUGGACAGUCCACCCCAGCAACCACUACCGGUGGUCCCUCUUUAUUUGGCCAGUCUGCUGCUGCUCCAGCUUCCACUUCCUCAGCCUCCCAACCUCAAACUACAGCGACGACUACCUCUUCUUUGUUUGGAAAGUCAUCGUCUCCGGCUGUUGAUAGCGGCAUGUUUGGCAAAUCUUUCGACACUCCGAACCAAAGUUCGUCUACAUUUCAGCCCAAGCCAGCCAUGGGUGGCUCUACUCUCUUUGGACAGUCUUCUACAACUGCUCCUCCACCCAGCUCAUCUACCUUUAAACCCAACGAAUCUCUGUUUGGACGAGCUGCCCCGCCACCAUCUGCCACGGCUCCAUCGAAUUCUAACAUAACAUUCAACCAAACUGCCAGUGGCCCGUUCAGUGCCCCAAAUUUCUUUGGAAGCACUACUUCUACUGCAGCGGGCGCCAACGGUGCCAACGUAUUUGGUCAAGCCCAGCAGUCCAAGGCUCAAAGCGGUUCGUUAUUUGCUCCCUCCACGCUGGGAACGACGACUCAGAAUGCCACUGGAGCAAAGUCUCUUUUUGGCUUUAACAAUGAGCCUGAAGAUAUGAGCACUUCGCCUGAUGCUAAACAUAAAACAAAUGGACAACUCUCAAAUGCAUCGUCCGCUUUCAACUCUUCUGUGAAACAACCGUCUGCUACAACAGCGUCGACCUUUGCACCAUCUUCAAAUGCGGCACAGCCCCCAGGCGCCUCGAAUCCUUUCAACCUAUUUGGAGAUGCCCCGAAAUCUACUGCAUCUACAACUCCUGCCAACCCCGCACCUGCAUCCAAUCCGUUCAUUGGUACCGGUACUUCGGGCUUCGCGCAGGAAAAACCAUACGACUCACCGGCUUCUGCUGCCUUUGGAAAGCGCGGGCGUGGGCCUCUUGAAGCCUUCAAGCCUCAGAUAACUGCUAAGAGCAAAACUCCCGCACCAGCUCUCGGCCCUUCGCCUAUGAAGGCCGCAGAGACUAAUGAUCGUUCUCGGCUGUCUCCCGAUGAGAACCGAGAUUUCACCAAGCGAGCACAAAUUCGCGACUUGAACCGAGGCUUUAAAGAGUUGGUUGAUUCAUUUGAUCCUGAUACCCAGAAUUUGGACGAUGUUAUUCUCUUUUACCUUCGAGUCCGCAAAACCAUGGAUGCUCCUCUCGGAUCAUUUACAAACAAGCCCGGAAAGCGCAAGCUUGGCCAGGUAGCUGAUAUCCAUGCUGAUAAUCAUCUUUCUUCCAAAAAGGCAAAGGAAUCCUCAAUGGCUCAUGGUGCAACCCCCGACUCCCAGCUGUCACCUCCCAAGAACAAGAGAAAGGUAUCUGAUGAUGAAGAGGAUACCAGCCCAAGUGGCAAACGCAGAGCUACAGGUCCCGUACUUGAUGCAACCCAGUCCAUUGGAUCUGGGUCUACGACGGCUGGCAUUUUUGCAAAUGCAUUUGCAUCUGGUGGUUCUGAAGACAAAGAGCCUGCCACUGCCACCCCGAGCUUCAAGCCAUCAGUUAGCGCUUUUGGCCAACCUAGUCCGUUUGGCACAGCCCCCAGCACUUCUACAGCCAGCAAGGAAACCAACCUCUUUGCCCCGAAGCCCAAAGAAGGCGCCCAAUCGGUGCCAAAGCCUGCCUUCGAAGUUCCCAAAUUUGCAACUUCUGGGGAAAGCUUCGUGAGUCAGUUUGGCAAGAAAUUCGGCCAGCCUGCGUCAAAGGAGGCCCAGGAAGCUAUUCAGGGUGUCAAGCUUGAUAUUCCCAAAUUCAACGUCUCGUCCACCUCAAAUUUCAUCAGCCAAUUUAGCCAACAAGCUGCUGGUAAUGACGACGACGACGACACUAGCGAAUCUGAAGAUGAGGAGCCGGUGGCAAAGAAAACCACGACCACACCUGCCGAGCCCAAGCCUGCGUCAUCGGUCUUUGAAACUAAAUCUUCUGCGCCCUCUGUUGGCAGUAACAUUUUUGGCCAUCUCUCCAAUUCUGCCACGAAUACCGAAGGCGACUCUUCGGAUGACGAUCUCACUGAGCACCUGAAGAAGCGUGCCAGCAGCUCUAAACAAGAGGCCAAGGCCGAGGCCGAAGAGCCAUCAAAGGGUACUUUGUUCGACCGUAUCCGCAAGAUUGACGGAACUCCUGUUCAGGUCUCAGACGAAGAGAAGCCUGAAGCCCCAAAGCCACAGCUAUUUGGCCAGCCAACUUCCAACCCCUUUUCAUCUUUGAAUACAUCGAGUGGCCCUAGUCUCUUUGCUCCCAAACCCUCGACACCCAAUCCAUUCGGCGGUCUUGCAAUUCCUAAACCCGCAUCUCACCUGCUUUCUGCCACUGCUACUCCUAGCGUCACAUCAGAUUCCAAUGCUGACGAUACCGACACCGACACUUACAAGGACACUCAGCUUAACCUUAUGAGCAACGCUGGUGAAGAAGGCGAGGACUGUAUCUUCAAUGGUCGUGCCAAAGGCCUCAAGAGCGUUGAAGCAAAAGUUGGUGAAAAGUCCGAGAAGUCUUGGGAAACUCAGGGUGUUGGUGCUCUUCGGAUUCUCGUCAACAGGGACACUAAGCGCGCUCGUAUUCUCUUGCGUGCCGAACCAAGUGGAAGAGCUGUGCUGAACACCUCGAUCAACCGCGCCAUUGAUUACAAAAUCCAGGGCACUAGCUGCCAGUUUCUCGUGCCUCGCGAAGAUGGCUCCGGCAUGGACCUGUGGACACUUCGCAUCAAGAAAGAAGCAGCGGAGGAGCUUGAAGCUGCGUUGAAAUCUGCCAAGGAAGGCUUGGCCACUUAG